AGUUCUCUAGGGAUUUAGUUGACAGAUGAGUGUAAAAUGAGAUGGUUAACAUUUUGCUGUUUGAUCUUAUGGAUCGUAUCCUUAUUCGAUUUCAUUGACAAUUCACGCUAUAAACCCAAUUUCGCAUGUUUGGUGAAAAACAAAUACAAACACGAACGCUAUUGCAGGGGUCCACGUCGCAAGUUCUAUGCGUUCCAUCGCAUCAUCAUGAACUGUAUUCCGGUUUUUACCAAGUGCAGCGUUUAUAACAAAUAUAACGAAUGGAAGACAUUGAAGAGUUGUAACCGUGAAUGCGCUUAUCAUAUGAUAAUUCGUAACCGAAAUAAAAAUCCUAACAAUAAUGGAACUGCUAGUAAUAGCACCACACCAGGUGAGGGUGUUAGUAAUGGCGCCGGAUAGCCAAGUACCGAAGCAGCUGCCGGUCGUCUUUUACCUACUACAGGUAAGAGCACGGCCACCACCAUGGCUGCCAAUGGAACUGACAACUCAUCGGCUAAUUCUACAAAAUAAAAAUACAAAUAAAAAUAAAAAGUGUGUAUCGAAAUGCUGAGAAUUCGCAUAAUCAGAUUAAUAUACAUACAUGUGCUUAUAUGCUAUUAUCCA
Drosophila mojavensis is the source of this 603-nucleotide messenger RNA. RefSeq lists its product as uncharacterized. The record is from RefSeq and is a predicted model, not a curated record. The coding region runs from base 37 to 399 and encodes 120 amino acids. Lineage: Eukaryota; Metazoa; Arthropoda; Insecta; Diptera; Drosophilidae. The transcript is spliced from 2 exons.